Molecule: messenger RNA, 567 nt
Organism: Momordica charantia (bitter melon)
Lineage: Eukaryota; Viridiplantae; Streptophyta; Magnoliopsida; Cucurbitales; Cucurbitaceae
Source: RefSeq, a predicted model, not a curated record
GAUUUGGGUAGCAAUAAUAUUAAUGGGCUGCUGCUGCUGCUGCUGCAGAGUUUCUGGCUUCUCAUCUUUUGGUUAUGGCUAAGGCUAAAAUCUGCUGCUCCAUUGAAUUGGAGCCCAAAACCCUGAACCAUGGCCAACUUUACCGGGCCAGGGAAGUGGCUGCUGAUGUUGUUCAGAAGCUGGAACCAGAGGAAGCUUCUGCUGUAUUMAUUGAUGUGGUAGAACGAUUCAAAACGGUGAAUCAGACGAUUGAAAGCGGAGAGCCGUCUCGACCGCUGCAAGAUUACGUGGAGGGAAGAGAAAGAUGCCAAUGCUCUUGCCUCCCUACUGAAUCCCCAAAUCAAAUGCAGCUACUCAAAGAACCACUCUCAGCUCCAUUCUGAAGCUGCAUCUUUCUCUUGAUCACAAGUGCUUCUAUCAUGGUUAAGAAGACUGUUAAAUUAAAUUCAAGUAGCAUGAUUUUAUUUUGGAAGGAUUUGGGCUGUCAUUUAUAAAUUGUAAUGAAUAAUUAUUGGCUGAUUAAACUGCCACUGAUUAUAUAUACAACAAUAUGACCUUGCUCCAAAA